Messenger RNA from Notolabrus celidotus (New Zealand spotty), 3464 nucleotides. RefSeq names its product doublecortin-like kinase 1a (gene dclk1a). The transcript has 17 exons. Gene Ontology annotation, biological process: protein phosphorylation; intracellular signal transduction. The record is from RefSeq and is a predicted model, not a curated record. Gene Ontology annotation, molecular function: protein kinase activity; ATP binding. Bases 310 to 2478 code for a protein of 722 amino acids. NCBI's taxonomy places the organism in Eukaryota, Metazoa, Chordata, Actinopteri, Labriformes, Labridae.
CAGCUGCUACCUUCUUCACUUCCAAUCCAGACUCUGUGCACACACACACCAACACACACACGCUCGGACGCACGAGUCUCUACUGGUUGUGGAGGCACAUCAACCCGGACAACAAAGGGUCCACGCAGAAGGGGGGCUCACUGCAGCCAGGACAGGAUUACAGCAUCCAGUGCCAGCGACAAGCUUUACUCAACUCUUUUUCUUGUUCUGCUCGGAAAUAAAGCGUCAGUCAGACUGGAGGUGACCGUCAAAGAAGCGUUAAUCGCUCGCGUGGACAGCAGAGCCGUACUUGUGAGCCUCGGCAGCGAGAUGGAGAUGGAGCAUUUCGACGUCGACAAGGGUCAGAGACACGGCCGGUCCAGCGCGAGGAUGAACGGGGUGCCAAGUCCUACGCACAGCGCACACUGCAGCCUGUACCGGACCCGAACCCUGAAGACUCUGACAACGGAGAAAAGAGCCAAGAAGGUCCGCUUCUACCGCAAUGGGGACCGGUACUUCAAUGGGAUAGUGUAUGCCAUCUCCUCAGACAGGUUCCGGACCUUUGACGCCCUGCUGGAGGACCUGACCCGCUCCCUGUCCGACAAUGUCAACCUCCCCCAGGGAGUCAGGACCAUCUACUCCCUGGAUGGCUCCAAGAAGAUCUCUACUGUAGAGCAGCUGGUAGAGGGUGACAGCUAUGUGUGCAGCUCCAUCGAAGCUUACAAAAAGUUGGAUUACGCAAAAAAUGUCAACCCCAACUGGUCGGUGAACGUCAAGGCCUCUGCGACAGCCGCCCGGGGGCCUCCCUCCCUCGGCAGCACCAUGGCCGGUGCCCUGGAGAGCCGUGAAAUCAAGGACUUCAUCCGCCCAAAGCUUGUGACUGUGGUGCGGAGCGGCGUGAAGCCCCGCAAAGCUGUGAGGAUCCUGCUGAACAAGAAAACGGCCCAUUCCUACGAGCAAGUCCUGACUGACAUCACUGAUGCCAUCAAGCUCGACUCUGGGGUGGUGAAGAAGAUUUACACACUGGAAGGCAAAAUGGUUUCAUGUCUGCAGGACUUCUUUGGCGAUGAAGACAUUUUCGUGGCAUGUGGACCAGAGAAGUUCCGCUACCAGGAUGACUUGAUGUUAGAUGAGAGUGAGUGCCGUACGGUGCGGUCAGUAAAUUACGGAAAGAUGUCUGGCUCCCUGAGCCGAAGCUCCCCCCGGACUGUCAUCCAAUCAGGACGCAGCAAGUCACCUGCAUCUGUGAACGGGACGCCGGCCAGCCAGCUCUCCACUCCUCACUCGGGAAAAUCUCCCAGCCCCUCCCCAACCAGCCCUGGCAGCCUCAGCCAACGUCGGGGAUCCCAGGGCUCUUCCACCUCUCUGUCUUCCACUAAAGUUUCCAGCUCAGUGGAAGACGGGGAUGGAAUUGUGAAUGAAGCUGAGGUCGUUAUCGAUGAGGUUCCAGCUGUGCCGUCCUACAUAUCAGACCGCUACAAGGUGGGACGCACGUUGGGUGAUGGGAACUUUGCAGUUGUUCGGGAGUGCGUGGAGCACUCCACAGGACGGGAGUACGCUCUGAAGAUUAUCAACAAGGGAAAAUGUAGAGGCAAGGAGCACAUGAUCCAGAAUGAAGUGGCAAUCCUACGCAGAGUCAAACAUCCUAACAUCGUUCUGCUCAUCGAGGAGGUGGAUACUUACAAUGAGCUCUAUCUGGUCAUGGAGCUAGUCAAGGGAGGAGAUCUGUUCGACGCCAUCACCUCUGCCAACAGAUACACGGAGAGAGACGCCAGCGGCAUGCUCUACAACUUAGCCAACGCCAUCAAAUACCUCCACAGCCUCAACAUUGUGCACAGAGACAUCAAACCAGAAAACCUGCUGGUCUAUGAGCAUGCAGACGGCAGCAAAAGCCUGAAACUAGGGGACUUUGGCUUGGCGACUGUGGUAGACGGACCCCUCUACACUGUCUGUGGAACCCCGACAUAUGUAGCACCUGAAAUCAUCGCAGAAACAGGGUAUGGCCUUAAGGUUGACAUCUGGGCAGCUGGAGUCAUCACCUACAUCCUGCUGUGUGGUUUCCCACCUUUCAGAGGGAGCAAUGACGAUCAAGAAGUGCUCUUCGACCAGAUCCUAAUGGGACAGCUUGAAUUUCCUCUACCUUACUGGGACAAUGUGUCAGAAACAGCAAUGGAGCUGAUCAGAUCCAUGUUGGAAGUGGAGGUGGACCAGAGAUACUCUGCUCUCCAGGUGUUAGAGCACCCUUGGGUCACUGAUGAGGGUCUAUGUGAGAAUGAUCAUCAGUUGUCAGUAGCAGGGAAGAUAAAGAAGCACUUCAAUACCAGCCCAAAAGUCAACGACACCACUGCAGGAGUGUCAGUCAUCUCUCUGGAUGACAGCUUUUCUAUGCAGAGAUCUGGGUCGUUGGAUUUCUACCAGCACCCGGGCAUGUACUGGAUAAGGCCACCCCUUUUGAUAAGGAGGGGCAGAUUCUCAGACGAGGACGCUACCCGGAUGUGAAGCCACUGCCUCUGCAGAUGAUGCCAACAGUGACAACAGUCACAACAACAUCAACAACAAUCACACUCCGGGCGGAGCAUCCUACUUGUCUCCCCAACCUGCCCCCUCUGACCCCUGACACUAUCUCUGACCUUUCCCCAAACCCCAGCCUCCCAUCUGACUCUGAUGACAUCUCCAUCAGCUCUGCCAGUAACGCCUACUCCCCCACCUCGCCCUUCUAGAGAGGAGGUGGAAGGGAGGAAGAGGGGGAGGAGAAGGUGAGAGAAGGAGGGAAAGUCCUUAUCCAGCUCCUCCCUCCAUGUGAAGGAGGAGGAGGAAGAGGAGAUAUCAGAUCACCCUACAGUCUCUAAAAAAAAAUAUCUGGAUGGAAGGGGGAAAACUAAAAAAAAAAAAAUACUUGAACUUAAAGCUCCCCUGAAUCUGUCUUUCCAAGUCUGGUGGAGAGAUCGACCAAAGGAUGGGUGGAGGACAAAAAGGGGGUAGAGAUUACGGGAGGAAGACUAAAGAGGCAGCAGAACCAAGAGGAAGAUGGAGAAAGAAGAAAUGAUGUGAAAAACUUUUUAUUUCUUUUAAACGUUCUCUCAUCUGAGCACAUGUUGCAGAGCUCAAGGAGCCAGAAAGGGGGGCAUUAUUGUUCCCCCCUUUCAGUAAUGAUCCGAGCUCAACAUGGGAACUUCCUUAAGGUGGAGCAGCUCCACGAGGCAAUAUGAGAAUAUGGACCAAUGUUCAUGUUUUAUUGAACCUUAUUUACUCAUUCUUUAUUCACUACAUUUUUUGAUAUGUAUAUCCCUUUUUCAAGAAGGACUUUUUUGUUGACUUGUCCUUACAGCUUGGGGGAAAAGAAAGAAAGGGAACAUGUGUAGAAGUAGAGCUCAUGUUUUGUAGUAGGUCGCAGUAGAUUUGAGGAGAAAUCUGUUUUUCUUACAAAUAUGUUUUAAAAAAAUAGUGUUCAUUGAAAAAAAAAGAUAAAUGUGAGAUCAAAGUCA